Messenger RNA from Cooperia oncophora, 1161 nucleotides. NCBI's taxonomy places the organism in Eukaryota, Metazoa, Nematoda, Chromadorea, Rhabditida, Trichostrongylidae. The record is from the annotation of a GenBank genome assembly.
AUGAGGGAAGGUUGGAAAGUGCGCACAGCUGAUGAAUGUGACGCUGCGGUGCGCGCAGAAUUUCCCAACCAUCUUGAAGAACCGAAACUUCACAACGCGAUUACUUCCUAUAUGAUACAUCGUCAGUGUGGCCCUGUAGAGCCUCACUCACCGUGUAUGCAAGGUGUAUCAUGCUCUAAGCGAUCCCCAAAGCCUUUGCGUCAGACAACUUCGAUGGAAGAAGAUGGGUACCCAUUGUACAAAAGACGCAAUCUUUUCCCAACGGAGAUACCCGAUGAAAUAAGCCAACAGCUCAACACUAGAUACGUUUCCGCACCGCAAAGUAUCUACAGAGUUUUCGGAUUUCCUCUGCAAGACAAAUCGCAUACUGUGUACAGAUUGGCAGUACAUUUACCAGAGUUCCAAACCGUCUACUUCGUCGAAGGAAGAGAACGAGAUUCUCUGAUGUCGUGGGAUGAAUUUGCUCACUCAAUGUCCGAUGACUACAUUCAUCAAGGAGUUGAUCAGGAGCGUGCUAUCUCGCUCGCUUAUUUUGACGUUCUCGAUAGAACGAGCCUGCUAGGUAAAGAUCUGGCUCAAAUAGUCAGUCCACCUACGCGCGAACGCCCUCCACCUGUUGCUAUACCGAUUGACUACGACACCCAUGAGAGGAACGGCGUUCGCCAGUACGAUACGCUCAAUGCUAUGCAGAAGGAAGCCGCAGAUAGCAUCCUUUCAUCACUGGACGGUAAUGGGAGCCGAUACAUUUUCGUUGACGGACCAGGUGGCAGAGGAAAGACAUAUUUAUAUAACACUGUAUACAACAUUGCAGUUGCCCUUUUGAGAGACAUCAUGCAGAACAAUAUACCCUUUGGCGGAAAAGCAGGUCAGCACCGUUGUUUGAAGCACGGCCCAACGCAGCCAAAUGUGUUGAAGCCUCAUGUUUCGCAAGAUCGCAUUAUCUCUGGCUCUUAUGAGAGGUCAAGCCGAAGGAAACACUUAGAAAUAAUUCCUUUUGGAAAUCGUACCAUUCUAGCGCCUAAAAAUGUUCAUGUUCAACCUUUAAAUGAAGAUUCGUUGGACCGCCUUCAAGUGGAUAAUCCAGGCGACGAACGGCACUACAAAAGUGUUGACGAAGCAAUCUAUUCGGAAGGGCAGACAGGACUGCUUUUUCUCAUGUAG